GUCAUCAUCAUCACUCAAGUACUCCAGGUACGAAGUGGUCAUCAUCAUUGACAAUACUAUGGCACUCACCCCUCCCUGACAUCACUCAGCAUGCCGUCUCCGAACCCUGAGCUGAGGCGCCAGGUCAUUGCCAUCUACAAAGAGCUCCUGUACCUCGGCCGUGAGUAUCCCCUCGGCUUCGGUUACUUUCGUCCGCGGCUGCACAAGGCCUUCAUCUCGCGGGCCGACGAGCGCGACGAGGCCAAGAUCCGCUCCGGCAUCGCCCAGGCCGAGUACGUCAAGAAAGAAAUUGAGGCAAUCUACUACUUGAAGCGAUACCGCACCCUCAGGAAGCGUUACGACGCAGAUGCUUGAGCGAGGGGAAGACGGGUAGCGGCGUGGCCGCCAAAAGCUGUAAAAAGUUGUACAAUAACAAACGAGCCGAGUUUCGUCACGGCGUCAGGCCAAAGUGUGUCGUGUCCAUGUGUGAAAUGACUUCGUAGCGGCAUCAAGCCUCAGUCGUCGCCCCUCUUCUUGGCCCACCACGCGCCGACCUCGAGGCACUCGCCCCAGCUCGCGCCACCGUCG
Messenger RNA from Purpureocillium takamizusanense, 567 nucleotides. RefSeq lists its product as uncharacterized. Gene Ontology annotation, cellular component: mitochondrion. The transcript has 4 exons. Gene Ontology annotation, biological process: respiratory electron transport chain. Bases 91 to 354 code for a protein of 87 amino acids. The record is from RefSeq and is a predicted model, not a curated record. Lineage: Eukaryota; Fungi; Ascomycota; Sordariomycetes; Hypocreales; Ophiocordycipitaceae.